AGUCACAACAGAGCAAUCACUAUCACCGUCCUUCUCGGAACAAUACAAGGACUGCAAGACAGCUGAAGGCCUCUAUGUGAGGCGGGCUUCUUCAACUUCUUGACUGAAUAUAAUCGAAACAGCUUCGCCGGUACCGCCCGGCACCGCACAAUAGCAGAGCCAAGUCUUAUACGACAUCUAGUAGUAUGGCAGCACCAGUAACAGCAGAAGUAAAGCGGCCACAGUCAAAACGAAAGAUUGCAGCGCAUCGCAAGUCUAGAACGGGCUGUCGCAACUGCAAGCUCCGCAAAGUGAGGUGCGAUGAGACGCACCCGAGGUGCAUCAAGUGCGAUAGCUACGGCAUUCUAUGCAACUAUGACCUCCGACAUGAGGAUCUACAAUUGGCCCACGGCGUCAGCAGCACCUCUAUGACAGCCGUUAUUGACCUGUCCAUUUUGGACUUGUCAUCCUCGGCCCUUGGUUCAAGCAUUGGGGACCGUUCAGCUCCCAAAGGCAAAGCCAACAGCAACAGCGGCAGCGGCGACGCAAGCGACGACAGUGCGUCCUGCCGAUACACGGAGGACGUAUCUGCGUAUGAACCCACACCGGAAGAGCGUGAAAUCCUAGCUCGCUUUUUCUCGAGGACGGUAUACACACUCGGUCCGAGCCAAAGCAUCACCAUUUAUCGAGACAUAUACUCCAGGUUGACUUACUCAAACGCAUUCCUGAUGCACAUCAUCCUAGCGGUCACCCUAGUCCACGACACCACCAUCAAACAAUCCCGCUCGCCCGCCGAAAUCGAAGCCAUAACCCGACACUGGUCCCACGGCGCCUCGCUUCUCAACCACGCCAUCUCCCAGCCUGUCAACACUGUGGCCCGAUCAACCCGUGACGCAAUGUGGGCGUGCGCCGGGCUUUUAGGAUGUCUGGCAUUCAGCACCGUCGACGCCGAAUGCGUCGAGCAGUCCUGGCCCCUGAAAGCCCAUGGACAGCACGACCUAGACUGGCUGAACAUGUGUGCAGGCAAGACUAUUAUUUUUAAGGUGUCAGACCCCCUUCGCGACGACAGUCUCUUCUUGCCCGUACGACAGGAGAUGGCGCAUUUCUUGAGCUUCAGGAGCGACUUGUCUGUGCCGGAGUUGCACCAAAUGAAGACACUGCCUGGUCAAUUGAUUGAGCUUUGCGAGGCCACGGAUGCAAAGCUGUCGAACGAGACUUCUGCGGACACAUGCUGCUGCAGGGGCCCUCUUUCAUUGCUGGCGCAGUUGAUGCCGCUUGAGUGCAACCAGGACAGUUACGUUCUCUUUUUGGGGUUCUUCCGCACGCUGGGCGCUGGGUUCAAGGACUUGCUUGUUUUGAAAGACCCGGUUGCACUUCUGCUUUUGCUGUUUUGGUACUCCAAGGCCAGGAAGUUCGAUACCUGGUGGCUUCGUAAUCGAGCGAACCUGGAGUAUCGUGCAAUCAUGCGGUACCUGGUGGAGCGGCAUCGAAGCGGAGACGAUGGCAGGAUCAUCGACCUUGUCCGUCAUGUCCAGGAGAGCUCCGAUGAGUAAGAAGUAUCGGCUGCCAGGCAUCAGCGAUGAGCAUAUGCCCUCCAAAAUACAACUCCGCGGCACUUAGCAAAAGAGCAUGAGCACCUGACUACAUGUUUGCGGUUGAUCAUAGCAGCAGUAAUCAGAAUGCGAUCACAGACCAGUCAGCACCACUCAUUGAUGUUCUGAAGCCAUCACCGAGAUCUGCAGCUAUUGUAGCCUACCUUUCACGGCUGCAGAGGUCGACCUGAACCAACGUAGUCGCGGUUGGCGCACAGAUGCCACCCAUGAACAUCUAGCAAAUACACGUGACUGAGAUGGAGAAGACCUACCUUUGGUAC
This is a messenger RNA of Exophiala viscosa, 1852 nucleotides long. RefSeq lists its product as uncharacterized. The coding region runs from base 186 to 1532 and encodes 448 amino acids. NCBI's taxonomy places the organism in Eukaryota, Fungi, Ascomycota, Eurotiomycetes, Chaetothyriales, Herpotrichiellaceae. The transcript has a single exon. Gene Ontology annotation, biological process: regulation of transcription by RNA polymerase II. The record is from RefSeq and is a predicted model, not a curated record. Gene Ontology annotation, molecular function: zinc ion binding; DNA-binding transcription activator activity, RNA polymerase II-specific.